AGAGGAGGAGGAGGAGGAGGAAAAGCAGGAGGACCCGGCUUCUGGCUUGUGUUUUCUGACUUUCCCCAUCCUACCACCCAUGGAGGCUGCCGGGUCCUCGGCGAAAGCCGCCAAGGUCGGGGCAGGAAACGGGGGCAGCGAAGGGAGUCCUCCUCCUCCUCCUCCCCCUCCCCCUCCCCCUCCGGCUCCUCCGGGGUCCGCAGGGUCGGGGGAUUCGGAGCCCGCCGAUUCCUCGAGCCCCGUGGCGGGCCCGGGCUCCCUGGCGCCGUCGCCCGAGCUUCCCGCUUACAAGCUACAGGACUUCGAUACGUUGGCUACCGUGGGCACAGGUACCUUUGGACGAGUCCACCUAGUGAAAGAAAGAACAGCCAAACAUUAUUUUGCAUUGAAAGUAAUGAGCAUUCCAGAUGUCAUUCGGCUAAAGCAAGAGCAGCAUGUGCACAAUGAAAAGUCAGUCCUGAAAGAAGUCAACCAUCCAUUUCUCAUCAGAUUAUACUGGACCUAUCAUGAUGAAAGAUUUUUAUACAUGUUAAUGGAAUAUGUUCCUGGAGGAGAACUUUUCAGCUACUUGAGAAACAUGGGACGAUUCAAUAACAGCACAGGACUAUUUUACUCUGCAGAGAUUAUCUGUGCAAUAGAAUAUCUGCACUCCAAAGAAAUAGUUUACAGAGAUCUAAAACCUGAAAAUAUAUUAUUAGAUAAAGAAGGCCAUAUCAAGCUCACUGAUUUUGGAUUUGCUAAAAAGCUAGUAGACAGAACAUGGACACUCUGUGGGACACCAGAAUACCUUGCUCCAGAAGUCAUACAAAGUAAAGGUCAUGGAAGAGCAGUAGACUGGUGGGCUCUGGGGAUUCUAAUAUUUGAGAUGCUGUCUGGGUUUCCUCCAUUUUUUGAUGACAACCCAUUUGGCAUCUAUCAAAAAAUUCUUGCAGGCAAAAUAGAUUUCCCCAGGCAUUUGGAUCUCUAUGUAAAAGACCUUAUUAAGAAACUUCUUGUUGUAGACAGGACAAGACGACUAGGAAACAUGAAGGAGGACAUUGACAAGCUAGAAUGUGUACAGAAGAAGAUGACCAGAAUGGUGAAGGGGACUGGAAACCAUGCUAUACAAGGAUCAGUUGAAAGAAAGAAUGGAGCAGAUGAUGUGAAAAGACACCGGUGGUUCAGGUCUGUGGACUGGGAUGCUGUACCCCAGAGAAAACUGAAGCCUCCUAUAGUGCCGAAGGUAUCCAAUGAUGGUGACACAUCUAAUUUUGAAGCAUAUCCUGAAGAUGACUGGAACAAGACGCCACCUGUGCCUCCUAAAGACUUAGAAAUCUUUAAGAAUUUCUGAGUACAGGGAACCACAUAUGGAAAGAAACUGGAAGAAGAUUUGGAAUGAUCUGAGCACAUUUGAGAAAAAGAACUGGGCAUCUGCCAACAUGAAGAAAUUCCUUCACAUGGAUGAGGAAGUUUCCACAUUCAUAUAUGCACAUAUUUAUAUAAAAUGAAAUUGGAAGGCUGGCGAAGUUUAAUCUUAACUGUAUAAAUCUGGCAUUAGUUUAACAACUGUUACUACAGAAAGUCUACUUAGUAGUAGAUUGUUUGAUUAAAUUGAUUUUUUUUUAGAUCCUUUAUCUUAUUGUUACUUUUCUGCUAUACCAAACCAUUUUUUUUUUGCUUUUGCUUUAUCUUAUAGGCUUAACGUUUUAAGUUUAUACUAAACUUGUGACAUUGUAAGCACAAAUUAGUAUAUAUGUAUAUAAAGAAAACAAAAUCACCUAAGCACAGGGAUUGUGCAAAGAUGUAAAUGUUUGUACUUUGCAGAGUCUAUAAUUUUUAUUUUUCAGAUUUUUUUUUCGAGAGUCUCUUCUUUGGGGGAGAUAAAACUCUUAAAGGAUAAAUAAAUUUUUCAUCAUCUUAAACAUUUUAUAGUUCUUUGUACAAAAAAGAAAUUAUGUUAAGACUUGUAAUUAAAAUGUCUAGUGCUUCAUUGUCUGUAACGAUAGUACUUGAAAGCUCGAGGAAAGAAGAGGAGAUACAAGUUUCUUCUUUAGUUCAUGAAAGCCCUAUUGAUUCAUGAGUGUUCAGAAAACAAAAUGUCCUGGAAAUAUUUCACAUGCUAUUAUGCUCUAUGGUGUCCUGCUGUGUACUGGGACUUCUUAUUUAAGUUGAAGUAUAAAUCUGGCACAUAACACCCAAGACCUUGUCCUCUGUUGUUUUUGGCCACGUGUAGAUUUUUUUUCCCACUUUAAUUUAGGGAGAGAAGAACUAAACUAGUGACAGGAUGUAAACAUCCAAUGUACCAUGUAAAUUACCCAGAGGUCUAACUUCUAUUCAGUUCUGCAGAUGCAGGCUGUCUCCCUCUCAAAGAUCACCUAGGGUUUUAUGGUGUUAUUAGGGGGUGAAAUUGAGUUCCUGGACAUUACAAUGAUGUACAUAAAUAAAAAGUUUUUUGAAUGUGUAUUUUAUAGCAGCCAGAUGUUAAGAUGAUAUUUAGGGCUGAACUGCAAAAUAUGGACCGAAACAGGUGUUCAUCCCAGAAGCCCUUAAGGAGCUUGCAGAAUUUCUGGGAAGUAGCAUGUGGAUCUCUGCUCAUAGUUCAUUUCAUUUUAAAGCAUUCCCACUUCCUUCUAUACUCUUCUUCCCUCUCACUGUUCUAAAAUUCCCUGGAAAUCUCCAAAGACAUUUUUUCCCCAGCCAAAAUUAAUAAAUCUAGUUUGCAAAAUCCUGUUAUUAAUCUGUCAACAGUUGUGUAUUCUAAUUAUGUCCUGUAUCUAUUUAAGAAGUAAACCCAACAGUACUUCCCAUAAAGAAUCUCUCAGUGCUAAGAGUGUUUCAUACACAUAUAUGUAUAAUGUAUACAUGCAUAUAUAAGCACAUAUAUAUAAAUUCACCUAUUAUAUAUUUCAAUACGCAGUGUGUAUAUAUGUAUGUGUGUGUACAUACAAACAUACACACAUUUAAAUACGAUAAGAGCAUGCAUUAAUUGGGCUCAAGUAGUAAAACAGAGCAGUUAUUCAUGUGAAUAAGUUCUAUAUAAUGAACUAGAUCCAGGAAGUAAGCAGAUUAUUUUUGGAGUAUUACGUUGUUUUUCCUUUUUUUUUUCCCCUUAAGUCACCAAAUGUUUAGUUUCCACACACUGAAGAAAUUUAGCAAAUAAUACUCAUGUAAGUGAAAAAUGAGAGUGUGCCUCUCAAUUUGCUAUCCCCUAAAGUGCCUAACUCACUGUGCAUUUAAGAUAUUAUUUAGUAAACCUGUUGGAUUUGUAUGUUAUGCAAAAAAAUUUUUUUUUUAAUCCACAGGUACCAUUUUAUAAAAGAGUGCACCAGAAGAGAUGUACUUUUUGUGGGUCUUUUAGUGGUCUCAGAUACAUUCUGGUCCAAUGAUUUUGAUGGUUUCUUACUGUGAUGUUCAUUUGACACAGAGAUUGGUUUCCGAGUAGUAAGAUUUCAGAAAGAAAAAAAAAAACCAACUUCCUAUCGUUUUUCAGCCUAGUGGUUGAGAUAGGUUUUUUUAAGUGUACUUGGAAAAGAACUAACUUGAGAGACAGUUUCCUAAAUGCCUUCAGAGCAACCUGACAUGCCAUGAAAAAACAAGUCAUUGUCCCAUCCUCAGUCAUAUCAAAGUUAUAGAUUCCAAAUAAUAAGCAUUUCCAAAAAUCUGGGAUCUAUGCUCAGUAAAAUAACCCAAUGAGAAAAAUUCUUAAAUACCUUUUUAAAAAGUAUAUAAAUUUCCUCCAUAGAAAUGUGUAGAGCUUAGUCUUUACCUCCCUUAAUGUUGGGUAUUAAGAUCAAAGCCAAAGGUUGCUAGACAUUCAACAAUCAAUUUCUGAGGCAAAGUGGGAUCUAACGUUAAAAAAACAAAAUCAGUAAAAUGACUGCCAUAGUUUACUGAGAUAAAAACUUAGAGCUCCCAGAAGUCAUAACCCAAGUCUAGUGCCACUUGACUUUUUAAUCACAAUUAUUCUUAAGGAACUUCUUCCUUUAAAAAACCGUAUACAGAACAACUUGUUUUGAGUACAACUUCAAACUGUACAUAAGUUCAAUGUGCUAGUGUGUGUACUUCUUUGGUUUACUACUUGUUACCUUUCAAAAUUUAAUGUUGAUAUUAAAUUGAAAUAGUAGAGAAAGCAUGAAGUAUAUUUGCCUUAUUUCUGAAUAAAUAUGCAGGAAAUACAGAUGUGUUAACUUUGGUUACGUUGUUCUUUGGCAGAGAUGUGAUCAGCCUUCAGUAGGAAAAAAAGUGGAACAUUAAAAAGAGAAUUCAAAGACAUUUGAUGGUGUUAAUAAGUACAGAGUGAACAGUCGAGCACAUUUCAAGAUUUUAUUUAGGUGCCACAUGUUAACUGUUCACUAAUAGGCCAUAAAUUAUCACUUCAUAUAGUGUGAUGUUACAUAAAGGUUGGUUGUAACCUAAAUAAUAAACCUGGAAAGAUCAUUAAAAGUAGCUAGGGAAAUAGUUGAACAUGUGUGUAUAGUUGGACAUUUGUAUUUAUAUGGUUCAGUUAUAAUUGCAAAAUUUUAAAAAUUGUGGGGUACAUAUAACAGAGUUUAUACACCAUUUAAUGUACCAUUUUGAUUUUUGACUUGCUGAUAUUCAUGAGUUUGCAGUAUUUUCUGGAAUCUGAGUACUACAAAAUUUCUUAUUUAUAAAAUGCACAAAUUGCUACAUUGAGUGUAUUGAGGAUUUCAUUUUCAAGUGGUAAAAUUGUCAUUUCUGUCUUCAUUUGUAUGAAUUAAGCCAAGGAGGAAAUAACAUUAACAUUUACUUUAUAUUGUACAUGCAGUGAUAGAUUUUCCAUCCUUUCACAUCAGAAAUUGGAUUUGUUUUA
Messenger RNA from Trichosurus vulpecula (common brushtail), 4810 nucleotides. RefSeq names its product protein kinase X-linked (gene PRKX). Lineage: Eukaryota; Metazoa; Chordata; Mammalia; Diprotodontia; Phalangeridae. The record is from RefSeq and is a predicted model, not a curated record. Gene Ontology annotation, molecular function: protein serine/threonine kinase activity; ATP binding. The transcript is spliced from 10 exons. Bases 80 to 1330 code for a protein of 416 amino acids. Gene Ontology annotation, biological process: protein phosphorylation.